AGUGGAAAGAAUUUUUUUUGUUGCUCAUAAUGUUUAGCGGACAAAAAUAGUAAAAGUUGCAGAAAACAUUUAACAGAGGUAGUACAAAGUUUUCGAACCAAUAUUUCAACCAUUCACCUAAUUAUUUACGGAGUAAUUUUUUUUUUUGUAAAAAAAAAACAAAUAAAGCUGAAAAGUUGUAAUAAAGGAAUAAAAUGAAAUUCCUGGAUAAAAAAAGUGUACGGAAAAUCAAAUUUCACCCCAAUAUUACUAGUCCCCACCAGUCAAUGCAAGGACGUUGGUAAUACUCUUCUUCUUCGUCUUCUCUUUUCUCUCUCCUCCACUUUCUUGUCGCAUUCACUCUUCAGUCUUCUUCUGCCAUUUUAUAUUGCUUAAACAAAUCAUUUCUGUAAUAUUCAACAAAUAUGGGUGACCCACACAAUCCAAUUACGGACAAACCAUGUGAGAUAUGUGGGAGUGUUGGCUGGGUAGAUCCCCUCAGAAUUUGCUCUAAAUGCAAAGUAACCCGUGAACACAUCUAUUGCAUGCGAGUAGCUUAUAAUGGUGAUCAAGAAAAAUGGGUUUGCGAAGAAUGCGACUCCUCCAAUGUUGCAAAUCAGUUGCCUUCGAAACCAGCUUCAAGCAAACAGCCUAGUGGCACAGGGCUGAGGUUUUCAAUCAAGAAGCCCCCUCCAAAUACAAGGGUGCAGUAUAUAUCACCUGAGGAAGCAAUAGUCCUAGAAACUGAAGCAAUGAGAAACAACUUAUCUUCUCCAAGCAAAUCAUCUUUUGCACAUAGGUCGCCAACACCAUUCAGAAUUAAACCAAAUCCUACAGUUGGGAUUUCUCGACGCAGGGAGCCCCAGAGUGACUGGAGCUUGCCUAGCGGUUCAAAAGAUAGGAAGUCUUUAGCUUCUACUGUGGUAGAGAAUUCUGUAUUCCAAAAAGAGCAUGCUUGGCAAGAUUCAUCGACAUCUAGACGGUCCUUAGCUAGAAAUACGCAAACAUCAAAUGUUAUGCAUAAGGAAAAAGAAGCAUCUGCACGGGAAAGUCCGACUGCUAAGCGUGUGACUUUUGGGAAACUUCCCAAGCCUGCUGCUCAAAGAGACAAUAUCAAUUCAGGCCAUACUUCCACGCAGUUAGGUCAGCGUUUGCCUGCUGUAAGUUCAGAUGGAUGUGCACAGCAAUUUGGUGCAAACACUCCUGCUGCUGAGCUUUUGCCGAAUAAAAAUAUUUCUAGAACUGAUAUAAACUCAGGGGAUACUUCUCAGUUAGUCCAUACUUUUCCUAAUGUAACAUCGGGAAUGGAUGUUUGUAUUGAGGCUUGGAAUAAGAAAACUGAUCCUAAGGGGAGGGAGUCUCCAAAAGUUACAAUGGUGUUUGAUAGCCAUCUACCUAACCAUCCUGCAAUGUCCCCGACGUGGAGGGGAACUUUUCAGAUCACAAAUGAUGUUGGGCUUUGUAAUAUUUUCAAUGACAUUCAAGCACAUCCUCCUUGUAAGGUUCACAGGAAAGUGUACCAGGUGUCGAAACAAUUUCCCAAGACACUUGCAUUAAACAUGCUGCCUCAAAGGGAUUAUUGGGUGGAUAUCUUUGAGGACGAUGUCCCUGGUGAGCUUCACAUUGGCCUAUAUUUUCUCCCUCCUAGGCUGUCCAAUAAGAAUGGAGGUUUUCCUGCAUCAACUUGUGACCUUGAGCAAAGAUACUAUUCCCUUUUGGACUAUCUUGAUGAGCAUGACUAUCUCUUGAGAACUAGCUUUGAUGAAGUGGAGCUAAUUGUUUUUUCCUCUAAACAUUUGCCAAAAGAUUCUUGCAAAAUAAAUCAAAAGUCUUUCUUGUGGGGAGUCCUCCGUCCUUCUGUGGCUAAAUUUGGAGCAUCCAAGACAACUAUUCCUGCACAAAACUCUGAGGUGAUAGAUGAGAUCACAGAACCGUCAAGAACGAAGUCUUUGUCAGCGAGGGAUGAUGCUGUCCAUUCUUCAUACAGCCAGCAAGUACAGCAGCCAAUGUCAGAAGAGCAUGAAGCCGAAGACAUGGUUGUUGAUAUGUUAGGAGGAAGGGAAUUGGAUAAUAUCGACAUUGUUGUUUUAAAACCCACUGUCAAUUCAUGUGAUGGCCUCAUAAAAAGUGAGAUAGAGACAGGCAGCAAGGUCAAAGCAUCGCCAAAGAGCACAGGGGAGUCAGUACUUGAAUUCUCUCCGAUCAAAAUUGAAAGAGAGUGGACUAACUCAAAAGCAAUAGAGGACACUGGCUUGGAAUUCGAGAAAGAAUUGCAAAGGAGUUUUGAUAGAUUUGCAGCAUUGAUGGAACUAAAAAAUGCAGGCAGUUUUGUAAGCAAAGUCAAACAAGAGGCUGAUGCCCAAGAGCAGCUAUUCUAAGCGAUGAGCGUGAUAACAUCAUCUGUAAUUAGACAGUGGACAGCAUUAACUUGUUAACAAUUAGGCAAUACCAGAAAUGUACAGCAAACAGCAUACAGGAAAUUAGUGAGCUACAUCAGGAAUCAGUGUAGAUAUAGGACAGAAAUAGCUUGGUUUCCUCAGAAAAGAAGUAUGCGCGAUGGCUAAUUUCAGGGAUCUUUACUAAGCCCAAAACUCGAUUUUUUUUUGUUUCUUACAUCAUACAAGUAUUUUUCAUGUGGGAAAUGGAAAAUUGUGUUCGUUUUUUUUCUUUUUCCUGCGCCUUUUUUUCCUCCCUUUUGGUAGAAUCUUAACUCAUACAAACUUGAAGCUUAAGUUUGGAUUACACUAGCUUGUUAUUGUUGAGGAGAAAUGAUUGAACCUUGAAUGAUAUAGAUGCUGAAUCUUAUAAAUCUAAAAAAUGAGCUUACAUUUUUCACUUUGUUCAUGUAGCAAAAAGAAGGAAAAGGAUGGGAGGGGUAUGUUAUUUUGUCAAUUUCGGGUUCAAUUUGAAUUUCUAAGAGUUUACUCUUAAAACCUUACUCGAGUAUUU
Chenopodium quinoa (quinoa) is the source of this 2928-nucleotide messenger RNA. RefSeq lists its product as uncharacterized. The coding region runs from base 405 to 2357 and encodes 650 amino acids. NCBI's taxonomy places the organism in Eukaryota, Viridiplantae, Streptophyta, Magnoliopsida, Caryophyllales, Amaranthaceae. The record is from RefSeq and is a predicted model, not a curated record. The transcript has 10 exons.